Molecule: messenger RNA, 1795 nt
Organism: Klebsormidium nitens
Lineage: Eukaryota; Viridiplantae; Streptophyta; Klebsormidiophyceae; Klebsormidiales; Klebsormidiaceae
Source: the annotation of a GenBank genome assembly
CUUGCGAGCGCUGGUCCAGCUUGCUGGACUUCUCCAGCUUCAGCCUUCACGGUUCACCACGGAUGUCACCAGCGUUUUCAGCGACUUUGCAUCGACUCGAUCACACUGACAGCGUAGAGCUUGAAGGUUCGAAGAGAGGGGUUGCACCCAGUUGCACCUGCGAAUGAUCCGCUGCUCUUCACAAAGCUGGUUCUGUGUUUAGAUCUAGCAAAACCGAUAAGUUUCUCACUCCGACACAGCUGGUAGACUUUUCUUGCUGAAAGCGGUGCCGCAUCAUGACUGCUAAGGAGGAGAUUCUUCAGAGUCUCCGUGAUGCAACUGGGCUGCAAUUGUCCGAUGACCAUCUGACGAUCCUCAUUGCUUCCGCGGUGGUGUUCCUGACGGCUCUCUUUGUGUGGGCGCUGACUCCACGAAAGGCAAAGCGCAAGUAUGCCCUUGACCCCGAGUCGUGGACCAAGUUUCAGAUGGUCAAAAAGGAGCACGUCAGCCACAACUCACGGCGCUUCCGGUUCGCUCUCCAAACAGAGGAGACGAUACUUGGCCUGCCGAUCGGCCAGCACAUCUCAAUACAGGGGGUAGAUGAGGAGGGCAAAGAGUUCAGCCGCCCAUACACGCCCACAACGUUGGACGACGAUGUUGGCCACUUCGAGCUCGUCAUCAAGGUGUAUCCGCAGGGGAAGAUGUCGCAAUGCCUGGAGAAGCUGUCUGUCGGAACGUACGUUCCGUUCAAGGGGCCGAAGGGCCGUUUCACGUACACUUCGGGGCAAGUACGGGAGUUUGGGAUGCUUGCGGGAGGAACCGGGAUCACACCGAUGUUCCAGGUCCUGAAAUUCAUCUUGAAGGACCCGUCUGACAACACGAAAGUAAAGCUCAUUUACGCGAACAUCUCGUUAGGGGACAUUCUUUUGAAGGACGAACUAGACUCGUUUGCGAAGCUGCAUCCGAACAAGUUCAGCAUAUACUACGUUCUGAAUGACCCGCCGCCAGGGUGGACCGGCGGUGUCGGCUUCGUUUCCGCGGACAUGAUCAAAGCGCACUUGCCAGCACCAGCGGAAGAUGUCAAGAUUUUGCGAUGCGGCCCGCCUCCGAUGAACAAGGCCAUGGCUGCCCACUUGGACGCACUCGGCUACUCCAAGGAGAUGCAAUUCCAGUUCUAGACACAAAGGAAGUUUUGGCUGCUGACCAGGCUAAUAACCAGACUUGAAACUGGGGUUGCCGAAAUGAUGACCGGGCCUUGACUUCGUUCCAAGGUUGCUUGCCGCCCAAGUCUGGUUUCUGGUGGUUAUAAGCACUUCGUAACGAGGUUCAUAACCAUCCAUGGUUAAGUGCUGAAACCUCCUGUGACAAGAGACGUUGCUUUCUUCCAGUAACGGUCUGGUGCCCAAACAAACCGAAUUCCACUGGAGACACUAAUUUCAAAGCUUUUGCAAAUGACGAUUGGUUGGGAAGGCGUACUGACAUUGAAACGUGCAGAGUAGUCGUUCGGCUCCGGGGCGGCUUCUGCCUGGCUUGUUCUGGUUCAGGUGAUGACUGUGUUUGCUUCAACAUAGGCUCGAUAUCUUUGCAAGCCGGAAACUUUCGCGAACAUCCGCUAUUCAAGCUAGACACUAGGUGGCCCAGUACGUGCUGGAAAUCACAAACCACUUGAAUGCGGCGGCCUCUUGAGGGGUUUGUGGCACCAACAUACUCGAUAGCUGCAUGACUUCUUGGAUUCUCGGACAUAAGGUUCGAUAAUCGAGAUUGACAGGAGACGAUAUAAAAGACUAGCAACAUACUCCGAGUACUUGAUCACCCG